Polychytrium aggregatum is the source of this 626-nucleotide messenger RNA. Its product is annotated as RNA polymerase. The coding region runs from base 76 to 516 and encodes 146 amino acids. Lineage: Eukaryota; Fungi; Chytridiomycota; Chytridiomycetes; Polychytriales. Gene Ontology annotation, molecular function: DNA-directed RNA polymerase activity. Gene Ontology annotation, biological process: DNA-templated transcription. The record is from RefSeq and is a predicted model, not a curated record. The transcript has 4 exons. Gene Ontology annotation, cellular component: RNA polymerase I complex; RNA polymerase III complex; RNA polymerase II, core complex.
ACCUCUGUCACAGAUCCGAUCAUCCGACCGACCAACCAACCAACCGACCGACUGCACGCACAUUCACCAGCCAGCAUGGAAAAGGCCCAGAUAUUCUCAGACGUCUUCGAAGUGAGCGACAUGGAUCCUCAUGGCAAGAAGUUUGACCGAGUGUCGCGAGUUAUUGGCCAGAGUGAGAACAUCGAAAUGACCCUGACGUUGGAUGUCAACUGCGAGCUCUACCCGAUGAAAGUUGGCGAAAAGUUCACCUUUGUGCUGGCUCGGUCGCUCUCGCUGGACGGCUAUGCCGAUGACGCCAAGAAGGACUCUUGGCGGGACAAUGGAGCCCAGCGAUCCCUGGCCGAUGACUUUGACUAUGUCAUGUACGGAAAGGUCUACAAGUACGACGAUACCGCUGGUGCCAAAGUGUCGGUGUACGCUUCCUUUGGUGGACUUUUGAUGCAGCUCUCGGGCGACUACCGCCCCCUGCAGGAGAUCAACGUCGGCCAGAACCUGUACCUGUUGAUGCGCAAGUAGACGCGCAUGCCCAUUCCGCCUCUGGAUAUCUUCCGCCCUAUAUUUUGUUUGAAUCGACUUGAACACGCUCUGUAUGACCGCCGCUUCCUGAGCCCCGCUCCGCAUCGCAC